Messenger RNA from Quercus robur (English oak), 2050 nucleotides. RefSeq names its product protein NTM1-like 9. The coding region runs from base 244 to 1713 and encodes 489 amino acids. NCBI's taxonomy places the organism in Eukaryota, Viridiplantae, Streptophyta, Magnoliopsida, Fagales, Fagaceae. Gene Ontology annotation, molecular function: DNA binding. The transcript has 6 exons. The record is from RefSeq and is a predicted model, not a curated record. Gene Ontology annotation, biological process: regulation of DNA-templated transcription.
CGCUCAAGUCAAGUCAAUGGCCCUCCCUCUAAUUAUUUCAUUACUCUCAAAACACACUGGCUUCUCUGCUCACUCCUGCUUCUUCUAAUAUCAAAUUUUCCAGUUCAAAACACACUGACUUAACACAUAGCUCUUUAUUACUUGUUACUAUCUUUUGCUUACUGUUGUUGUUGGGGUUCUUUGUUUCGUUAUUUAUAGUUUCUUUGCUUUAACGAAAGUUGAAGUUUACGAGAGAUAACAAGCAUGACAUCUUCUGGAAGAUUAGAGGUACCGGUGGGAUAUAGAUUCCACCCAACCGAUGAAGAAUUGGUCAACCACUAUCUGAGGUUCAAAAUGCAAGGCGACAAGGAAAACGAAGUCCGAGCCAUCGGUGAAGUUAAUAUCUGCAAAUACGAGCCUUGGGAUUUACCCAGGUUAUCAGAGAUCAAGACAGAGGACCAUGAAUGGUUCUUCUUUUGUGCCCGGGAAAUCAAGUCCUUUAGCGGUAGCCGAUCCCGUGCGAACAGGGCGACCAAGAGAGGCUACUGGAAAUCCACCGGGAGGGAUAGGAAUAUCAGGGUUAAAGGAACCAACAAUGUGAUUGGUACAAAGAAGACUUUGGUGUUCCAUGAAGGUCGCGUUCCAAAUGGGCGCAGGACCUCUUGGGUUAUACAUGAGUAUCAGCCAGCUACCUUUCUUCCUUACCAGAAAGCUUUUGUCCUCUGCCGCUUAUUUAAAAAACCAGAUGUGAGGACUAAUGAGGCUCCCUGUGAUGAUGGUGAUGUAAGCAGCUAUGCUGCUUCUGAUUUUGAAGGUCAGGUGCCAGGGCAUACAAUUCCAGAGAAUUACGAAUUCAAUCAGGUAGAUGCAGGCCUGGCAUCAGUCCGUCAACAUCAGUGGCAGGAUUAUGACUUUGAUUUGGAUCAGCAAGAACCUCCAGAUCUGGAUUCCAUAAUUACUGAUGACUUUGAUUUUAAUUUUAGGCAAUAUAUGUCAGAUGAUAAUGAACAGGAAGAGUAUACCUUAGAAGCAGUCAGGCAAUCCAAUGAUUCCAGGGCACCAGAUUCACCGAUAACGAUAUACUAUGAUGGUGGACUAAGCAGUGAUUCAGACACUGACACAGCCCUAGCACCGCACCAGCGAAUGCAUAUGAUUAACAGUGGAACUGCAUCCUCGUCUAACCGUGGCCAAUACAAAGAAAAAAGAAAUGGUGUCGUGCUUGAUGAUUUCUUGGGACUUGAUUCUUCUUCUGUCGACUCAGCUGCAUAUAUCCCUUGUGUGCGCAGCACUCAAUCACAGGGUCUACGAUCCCCUCCAAGCAUAGGAGCCUUCGAUCUUCAAUAUCAACCAAGCGUCUGCCACUCUGAAGUACAGAGAGCUGCUCCUAGAAAAUUCCAACAGCAGAGUAGCAGUCUUAAAGUAGUAUCCCUUCAGAAGGCCAAAGAUGCUUCAAGGCUCAGUAUUACUACUAAUCUGCCCCAGAAAGAAAGAUCCAUUACGGAAUCUGACAAAGAGCAGAAAUUGGGUCAAGGCACCAAUGCAAAUAAUAGUCCUAAGUCGAAAAAGGUUAGGUCAGCGGGCAGUGAUCGGAAGGGUUCCCUCAUUUUCCAAGAGACAUCUCUACAAGGCCAUGAAUCUAGUCCGCCCUCAGUGUAUUUUGCCAAAUUUCUAAUAGGUAUAAUUUUGUUUGUGGUCUUUAUUCGGGAAAUGCUGCUAUAUGGGAACUGGUACUAAACUUCGUAAAAAAAAAAAAACACAGACAUUCCAGUCCUUCGGAGCUCACUUAUAAAUAAAUUGAUAGAAUAAGAUAAAAUCAUUGUCCAUUUCACCUAUAUAUUACAAUUCAGACGGGUUAUGUUUUGCUACAUUUCAUCACAAGAAGACACAUGCAGUGUCCAGAUGUAUGCAUAUAUCUCAUAGCAUGUGUAUAGUGUCACAGCGAUAAAUUUUUCAUUAUGUAAAUAAGGCUUGAUUUGUUGUCAACAUGUACUAAUGUCAUAUUUUUACUUGAGGUUUGAGGAUUUUGUGAACAUUAAUGUUGAAUGGAAAAUUUUAUAUAUGGUUUUUGUCA